AUGGUCGAGUUGAUAUUCAACAAGAGGCACAGGAUGACCAUGUUUUUAACGUCGAUGUGCCACAACAGCUUGGCGAGUUGCGAACGCUGUUCCAACAGGCAACCCAACCGGCAUGGCGCCGCCCAGCCAGCAGGUCAAAUCGCAAAUGUGCAAGUAGCACUGAACGGCGCCGCUGGCCCCUUACAGCAAUACUUGCGUCUCGCCAAUCGCAUGGAGAGCAGAUUAACAAAGCUCGAAAAUAAUCAGACUCUCUCUAACCAGGACCUAUACGAGCUCGUCCAGGAUGCCCAUAAUGCCACACUCCAUUUCUCCACCCUAAAGCAAGAAAUACGGCCUCUAAUCAGACUGCUUGAAGAAAACUACAGCGCCCUGGUGGAGGGUUACAAGAGCGACAGGACCAAGUGUGCCACCACGGGCGCAAUUAGGGUCUGUGUCUUUGCCGCAGUGGCCAUCUUUUGGUGGUGGAACCCUGCCGGCUGGGUCGCAGUCGGUGCGUACGGUCUCGGCGGAGCGGCUGGAGGUGUAGGGGGUGGUGUUGCAGGCGCCGGUGCGCACAAGGUGUGGGAUAUAGAACGUGGGAAAGCCUUCGGCAAGAAGGACAGAGUAAGAGAAUUUGACAUUACCAUGAAGGAGCUAGACAGAUGCGCCAAUCAGGCCCGAAAAGCCAUUGUGACGGUGUUCUGUGCCCAGGUUAUGCAAAAGCGGCUAGAUGACACCUUGCCAGAACACGACAGGAGAACCCUUCUCGCGACGCUCGGCGUUGAUGUGGAUGCCGUGUCUAGUUCUGUUUAUAACCAGGAGCUCAUCUGCGACCGACUAAGAAGGUUUCGUGAGAACAACAGCAACCUACGGACCAGGAUGGAAAGAGUACAAACAGAUGUUAAUUUCGAAUUACAAACCACCGAGCAAGCUACAGAGGUAUGGAGACGGGCAGGCUAG
Messenger RNA from Exophiala oligosperma, 939 nucleotides. RefSeq lists its product as uncharacterized. The record is from RefSeq and is a predicted model, not a curated record. The transcript has 4 exons. Bases 1 to 939 code for a protein of 312 amino acids. NCBI's taxonomy places the organism in Eukaryota, Fungi, Ascomycota, Eurotiomycetes, Chaetothyriales, Herpotrichiellaceae.